UCGCAUAACCAGAUCCGAACGCUACCCAACGAACUGGGAAACCUUACACACUUGCGCGUCUUGAACCUUUCAUACAAUCGUAUUGUCGCUCUUCCGAAUUCCAUUCAUCGACUCAACCGACUACGCGCUGUCAACGUGAGCCAUAACCAACUCCACACGUUACCGGCAUCCAUGUGCACUUUGGACGACCUUUGUGUUCUGAUUGUCAACAAUAACUCACUUGUCCAUUUACCCUAUCAGCUGGGUCGUCUCAAACGGCUAGCAACAUUCCAUAUCGGGGACAACCCGUUAUUGACCUCUUUGCCGGCCGAGAUAGCCGACAUGCCCUCCAUAAGAAAACUCAUGGCCGAUCAUUGCGGGUUUCCCGAGACAGUACCAUUGAGGCUACCACACGAUCCCCCAUCACUCGUAGAAACAUGUGCCAGGCAAUUGAUCAAACUGAGGUAUAGCAACGCCACCGGCAGCAGCAAAAUAGCGCCUUAUCUGGCAACCGCUAAAACUUGCUCGGUCUGCAAGGGCCCCUACUUUGAUGCGUGUGUGCGUCAUCAUCGCAUGGUCGAUCGAUCCGGGACGUCGAUAGCAAUAGAAUACAGAUUGUGCUCCCUGCAUUGGACGACCGAGGAGGAUCGUCUGCUCUAUACUUUUGGAUGUCGUCAGGUUAUGCCG
Molecule: messenger RNA, 666 nt
Organism: Zychaea mexicana
Lineage: Eukaryota; Fungi; Mucoromycota; Mucoromycetes; Mucorales; Lichtheimiaceae
Exons: 2
Molecular function (GO): protein binding
Source: RefSeq, a predicted model, not a curated record